Helianthus annuus (common sunflower) is the source of this 839-nucleotide messenger RNA. RefSeq names its product stem-specific protein TSJT1. Bases 36 to 794 code for a protein of 252 amino acids. The transcript has 4 exons. The record is from RefSeq and is a predicted model, not a curated record. Lineage: Eukaryota; Viridiplantae; Streptophyta; Magnoliopsida; Asterales; Asteraceae.
UCCACAUAGAUAUAUAUAUUUCGUGUCAAGAAAACAUGAUGGGAGUCUUCAAGAAUGGGUUGGUGAGUGCACCAAAAGAACUGAAUAGCCCAUCAUCCUCUUUCCAUCAACACGAAGAAGAUCAAGAUCAACAUCCCUUGAAGCAUUUCUUGAAAUCCUACACCAAUGCGUUCUCGAUUUCGUUCGGAAAUGAUGUUUCUUUGGCUCUUGAUCCUUCUUCUCAGGUCCAGUUACCACAACAAAGGUUGUUUUGUAGCAUGGAUGACAUUUACUGCAUAUUCUUGGGGGGUUUAAACAACUUGUGCACCCUUAACAAGCAAUAUGGGUUAACAAAGGUAGCUAAUGAACCCAUGUUUGUGAUACAAGCUUACAAGACCCUCCGAGACCGUGGUCCAUAUCCGGCUCAUUCGGUUCUCAAAGAGCUUGAUGGGAGUUUCGGGUUUAUACUCUAUAAUGUCAUGUCUAAAACUGUCUUUGUAUCACUUGGUGCAAAUGGGGAAGUAAAGCUCUUCUGGGGCAUAGCAGCUGAUGGCUCUGUGGUAAUUUCUGACAACUUGGUGGCCAUUAAGUCUAGCUGCUCCAAGUCAUUUGCUCCCUUCCCAACCGGAUGCAUGUACCAUACAGAAGGAGGGCUGAUAAGCUUUGAGCAUCCAAAGAAGAAGAUGAAGGCAAUUUCAAGGGUUGAUAGUGAGGGCAUAAUGUGUGGUGCCACAUUCAAAGUUGAUAUGUAUUCAAAGACCCAAACUAUGCCAAGGGUUGGAAGUGAAGCUAAUUGGGCUACUUGGGGCGUUUGACUUUUCCUUGGUUGAUUCGACAUUGCUUUUGAUUAAAAAAAAGUU